This is a messenger RNA of Parathielavia appendiculata, 696 nucleotides long. RefSeq lists its product as uncharacterized. NCBI's taxonomy places the organism in Eukaryota, Fungi, Ascomycota, Sordariomycetes, Sordariales, Chaetomiaceae. The record is from RefSeq and is a predicted model, not a curated record. Bases 141 to 644 code for a protein of 167 amino acids. The transcript is spliced from 2 exons.
GCUUCCCAUACGCCGAACUGAUGAUUGCGCCAACCAUAUUGUUGAGCGAGCCUUGUCGUCAUGUAAUGUACCCUAGGCUGCUACAGGUUAGUGUGCCAGUCCGAAAUAUAGCAAGCGGGAGUCAUCGCCUACCUAAAACUAUGCUGGUUGACUUCCGUCUUGACUUGCGAUUUGAAUUCAAGCAGCCUCCCAAGUCUUCGUCGCAGUCUCUAAAACACACUCGGGCUGCCCUGCCGGGUUCACUCCGGCGAAAUCACUCUGGAUUGGCGUUAUUUCCAAGUUCUGCGGUCAGGGAAUCGUCUAUCAGGUUGCUGGGUCAUUCUCGGCUAAAAGCGAAACUCGAGUCCGACUAUGAACACUGUCGACGAGAUCACGCCUUUGCCGACUUUAGUUCCGGCUGUCGACGAGAUCACGCCUUUGCCGACUUUAGUUCCGGCGGAGUUGGAAGAGAUCGGUUUGGGGUAAAGCAAAGUGUUCUCAAAUGGAGGUGCAAGUGCAGUUUGACUGCCCUGAAGUGCGGUGGUGACGGGCAAAAUAAUAACCCCAAGUCAUCGACGUGUGUUAACUUUUACCUACCGCUACCUUACCUGAAUGACAUGGCACGUACCAGCUCGACCAUCUCAGCCAGCGGCGUUGAGUUGUAGCCUACCUAAUGAUUCGAUACUCCAAGAAGUGUCUGUAUCAAGAGCACUUUGG